Molecule: messenger RNA, 2448 nt
Organism: Botrytis byssoidea
Lineage: Eukaryota; Fungi; Ascomycota; Leotiomycetes; Helotiales; Sclerotiniaceae
Exons: 2
Coding region: 1-2448 (815 amino acids)
Source: RefSeq, a predicted model, not a curated record
AUGCCUGCCAUUACAAGAUCCAAAUCUCCUUGCAAGGCAUCGACCGAUCAAAACCGAGCCUCCUCCGCCGCAGAUACCUCCAAAAACGUCGCACCGGUCGCAAAUAAGAAAGCACCUGCAAAGGAAGCUAUAGCUGGUGCUAACAAUGCACUUUCCGAUGCCAUGGUUCCAGCCUUGGCGCCGCUCUCUCCUUCCAAGAGAAAGAGAAGCUCAAAGACUCUCAAUGGUGACGAAGGGAUUGGCGCGAAACCUUCUUCUGAGCCUUUGAAGAGAACACGGGUUGAGAAGAGUGAUGCUUCUCGUUCCCACCCAACAAGUGGUCAACCUGAUUUGGCUGCAACAACCUAUCCUCAAGUAGAGAGGGUAAUCCUUGGUCUUGAAGUCACACCAGUAUUUGGCGCUACUGGUGGUGCUCCCAAGGAGGGUCUUGAUGCUGCCGCAUCAACUCCCACAUCCUCUCCAAAGUCCGUCGAAACCACGGCCGCCGCUCCAGUUUUGGACGGCGAAGAAAAUGGUGUCAUGGCAAAGGCUCCAAUUUCUGCGGCCACUGUUGCAGCUGGCCAAGUCGAUGACGAGACUGUCCUUGAGCAACAUUCAACUCACCCCGCUGCCGAUCCUGCAGACCCUUUGACUGCCAACGAGGCAGAAGCCCAUCUUCCUGCUGCAACUCAGGGUUGCUCUGCGAGCGAUCGUGAGAUUGCUAAAGAGGAACUUGAUGCCCCAAAGAUCGGAUGCAAGUGUGAUAAGCUUGCUACCAAAGAUCAAAAGAUUGCUCAGCUGAAAGCUGAUUUACGUGAAACUAAAGCUGAUUUACGUGAAAGCCAAGCUGAUGUGGAUAGAGCUAAAGCUGUAUUCCAGAGGGAGUACGAAGCUGCGGUUAGAGAGACAGAUGCUAUUGAGAUCAAGGAACAGAGAGCUCAGAAGGAGAAUAGCAGAUUGAAAAAAGAAUUGGAACGCGUUUUAGAGUCAAAUCAUGAGCUCCGAAGUGAUAGAAACCGAUUUUCUGCACAAAUCCGAGAGCUUUCUCAACAGUAUGACGGUUUGAAGAGAGAGAACGAGCAACUCUCCCAGAAAAACGGGGUGCUCAUGGAGGACAUUAACAAAUUUCAUAACGCCCUCGAUGUUUUCAAUUCGCAAGCUCCUCUCUUGACCUCGGAUCAAGAAGAACUCAAGCGAACCAGGAAGCUUCUUAAGGCCGCAACAGUGAAGGUAGCGGAAUAUGAGGGUGAACACCAGGAUGCAGAGCGUUUUUUCGCUGCACGUAAGGUAGUUAAGAGCAUCGAACCAGUCGAUCCAGCUCAAGGAGGCAUGUCCCACGAUAAUCAUAACCGUGAGGAACAAGCCCAGGAAAAUCGCUCCCGGGAUUUUCGCACACCAACUCCCGACAACAAUAGUGGAAUGAAAGGCGCUCAAAAGUCUCAACCAACUUCCGGUUUAGUCGGCUUUCGGGAACCACCUAGAUGGGAAUGUCGUCAUGACCGUGGUUUCGACGGAAAUACCUGUGCCCACUGUGGCGUCCACGUUCUCUUCGACGGUCAUCCCGAGUUUGAUCGUGAUAGAUCCAUUGCUCCUGCAGAUGAAUCACUAUUCGAUUCCAGUGAUGAAGGAGAGCGCGACCGUGAGAGCGCUUCUUAUGAACCAGCAGAAGCUGUUAUCAAUACCCAGGAUGGAUUCCAACAGGGUGGUUCCCCGGACCUCCCUGGCAAGGAAGAUCAUGAAGACGACGGCGAGGAGGAUGGAUCUCUGGAUGGCGUUUCUCCUGUCGCCUCUAGCAAUGUGGAUAAAGAAAACGACGAGGACGAUGAACCUCAGUUUCUCGGUUCACGUGUCCUCUCUGGCAAUGGGGAUGAAGAAAACGACGAGGAGGAUACAUCACAGUAUGAAACACCCCCUGUCUUACCUGACUACGAGUAUUAUGAGAGUCAAGAUCAACAGGAUCAUCAGGAACCUCCUCAUCAUGCUGCAGAAGUUGAAAAGACUACUGCUGCCCCUUCCGACUCGCUCACCUCUCCCUCUCCUUCUCCUUCCAGGAAGAGAAAAGAAAGUCCCGUCAGCGCAUCGAGCCCUGCCAAGAAGGUCAAGGUAACCGAAAUCGAUUUGGCUGGUCCUAGUAGUACUGCUGCACCAGAUAAGGCCAGUUUCUUCAAGCCUGCACAUCCAGGCUGGGGAUCCCCAAGCGUUCUUUCACCACAGGUUGCUGUCACUGCUCCAGCACCUUCAACUCCAUCUUCAGCAAGUGAGCGCACCACAGCAGCACCCUUAUUUCCGACUGUCAUCACUCGUUCUGGAGCUGCAGUCCAAUUUGGAGCUGCGACAACCUUUGGUGCCUUUGGUGCCGCUCGUUCUUCUGCUCGCUUUGGAACUACCAACUCAUUCGGAGUUCCAGCCUUCGCUGCUUCUCCUAAGGUGGAUGAUGCUGAAGAUAAGCCAGCUGAUGAAAAGAAGUAA